Messenger RNA from Toxorhynchites rutilus septentrionalis, 590 nucleotides. Its product is annotated as larval cuticle protein LCP-17-like. The coding region runs from base 106 to 477 and encodes 123 amino acids. Lineage: Eukaryota; Metazoa; Arthropoda; Insecta; Diptera; Culicidae. Gene Ontology annotation, cellular component: chitin-based extracellular matrix. Gene Ontology annotation, molecular function: structural constituent of chitin-based larval cuticle. The record is from RefSeq and is a predicted model, not a curated record. The transcript is spliced from 3 exons.
AUAUAAAGCUUACCAAACUCAUCUCGAAGUCACAGUGCCAUCCAUUGUUAUCUACGCUUCGCAUUCGUGCCAUAGUAGUGUAGAACGGUUCAUAGAGCAGCAAUCAUGAAGGUGUUUAUUGGAGUUCUUGCCCUCGCUGUGGCUAUCGCCCAUGCUGCUCCCGCCAGUCAAAACGAGGCCGAAGCUCCCAUCGUUCAACAGGUCUCGGACAUCCAGCCGGAUGGUAGUUUUAGCUAUGCCUUCGAAACUGGCAACGGAAUCAAAGUAGAGGACCAGGGAACCAUCAAACUAGUUCGUGUCCCCAAAACCGACGAUACCGGACGUACGAUUGGCGAAGAUGAAGUUCCCGUGUCGGUGCAGACCGGUUCCUUCCAGUAUACCGCUCCUGAUGGCCAAGUCUAUACGCUUAAAUACAUUGCGGAUGAGAACGGAUUCCAACCACAAGCCGAUCAUCUUCCAGUAGCGCCAAGUGCUUAGAAGAAUCGGAUCAGCAAACGAACUCCAUACUAGUGUGCCAAACAAAACCACAAAAGUCGCCACAUGUAAUGAUACUCCCUUCUGUAAAUAAAUGCUUCAAAAUGAUAGCUCAA